Molecule: messenger RNA, 1601 nt
Organism: Acyrthosiphon pisum (pea aphid)
Lineage: Eukaryota; Metazoa; Arthropoda; Insecta; Hemiptera; Aphididae
Product: GDP-mannose 4,6 dehydratase
Exons: 5
Coding region: 523-1494 (323 amino acids)
Biological process (GO): 'de novo' GDP-L-fucose biosynthetic process
Molecular function (GO): GDP-mannose 4,6-dehydratase activity
Source: RefSeq, a predicted model, not a curated record
CUGUUGUAUUAGGCAUUCGUCAUGAAUCAUGAUAGUAUCCAUAUUAUAAAUAAUCAUCACGAUCGCAAAUCACAAUAAUUAUUCACGACAUCAGUACAUUACCUAAUAUUUAAUAAUAAUAAUUUAUAAUAUUAAUAUUUAAUUCUGUAUUAACUAUUAUUAUUUAUUGUUGUUUGUUUGUACUUUGCUAUCUGUUACUAAAUAUGAUACUAAAUAAUAUGUUAAUCGACUAUAAAAUUUAAACAACGUGUACCAAUCAUAAAUUAUUUUAAUUGCCGCAAACUUACAUUAAAUUAACCCAUUACAGGAUGUCUGGGCUAUAAAUUACUAAUUGUAUUUGAGAGUUUUUAGCCAUUUUAAAUAACUAUGGUAGAAGAGGGUAUUCAGUCAAAUUAAAACGUUCCUUGAUUCUCAAUAAUUUUUGAAAAAUAAAAUAUUUUCCUAUUUUAAAUUAGGUUAAAGAAAUUAGUGUACCUAUUGGUUUGUAUAAGUUGAACUUAAGCUUGACAAUAUUUAGUUGAUAUGGAAGGCGUUAACAAUGGUUUAAAUAGUUGUAGAAAAGUAGCUCUAAUCACAGGAAUCACUGGUCAGGAUGGAUCAUACCUAGCUGAGUUGUUGCUAGAUAAAGGAUAUGAAGUUCAUGGUAUUAUUCGGCGUUCGAGCACAUUCAACACUGGUCGCAUUGAACAUCUCUACUUAGAUCCUAAAUCACAUAUGGAAGGUAAAAUGAAACUUCAUUAUGGUGACAUGACCGACAGUAGUUGCCUAGUGAGAAUUAUAGGAAUGGUGAAGCCUACUGAAGUAUAUAAUUUAGCAGCUCAAAGUCAUGUCAAGGUUUCAUUUGAACUAAGUGAAUAUACAGCUGAAGUAGAUGGAGUUGGAACUCUCAGGUUACUAGACGCCAUUAGAGCAUGUCAACUAGAAAACAGCGUACGUUUUUAUCAAGCUUCUACAUCGGAGUUGUAUGGAAAAGUUGUUGAAAUACCUCAAAAAGAAACUACUCCAUUUUACCCUAGAUCUCCUUAUGCAUGUGCCAAAUUAUAUGCUUAUUGGAUUGUGACAAACUAUCGAGAAGCAUAUAAUAUGUAUGCUUGCAAUGGAAUUCUGUUCAACCAUGAGAGUCCAAGGAGAGGAGAAAACUUUGUUACUAGAAAAAUUACCAGAUCGGUAGCAAAAAUAGCAAUUGGUUCAUUGGAUUGUAUACAACUAGGCAACUUAGACUCUAAACGCGACUGGGGUCAUGCCAAAGAUUAUGUUGAAGCAAUGUGGUUAAUGUUACAACAGAAUGUACCUCAAGAUUUUGUGAUUGCUACUGGUGAAAUGCACAGUAUUAGAGAGUUUGUAGAAAAAUCAUUCAAGCACAUUGGUAAAACAAUUAUUUGGGAAGGAACAGGGUUGAAUGAAGUGGGAAAAGAAGAAUCUACAAAUGUCAUACGUGUGAAAGUGAAUGCUAAAUAUUUUCGUCCGACCGAAGUUGUAAGUAGAUUAUUUUAAUAUUUUUAUCUUAUUUUACAGUAUGAUACAUUAUAAAUUACAUUUGAUUUAAAUAAGGGAUUAAAAAGGUUUAAAACUAAUUAUUAUCAUCAGGAAUUACCAUGAAA